This is a messenger RNA of Porites lobata, 4875 nucleotides long. NCBI's taxonomy places the organism in Eukaryota, Metazoa, Cnidaria, Anthozoa, Scleractinia, Poritidae. The record is from the annotation of a GenBank genome assembly.
GCUUGGCGGAGAAACACAUCAGUUUUCUCAGUAAUAGGCACAUAAGAUUUACCAACUAAAUUAUUUCUCGUCACAUACAGGGGAAGUCUUCAAUCCAAAUGCGAAGUUUCACCUUUGUCAUCGCUUUCCUAAUUCCUGUCUGUAGCUACGGAGAAUGUUCACGUCUGGGCGGUGGAAAAACUAAGGCGACUUUUACAGCGUGAGUAAAAUGUAAAUAGUGUUCAAAAUGAUUCUCGGUAACUAACUACCGCCUGCAUUUAGGGAACUUGGCAUAAGCAUUUCAGGGGCAUGAAAAGAUCGCCUUGAUUCGUUUUUGCCUAUCAGGGUGCCCUGCUCCGCUCUGGGAAAAGUCUCGCAAUGUUUUAAUUUGAUCAUAGCAUCAUUCACUAAUGUACAAGCCUUGGUAGCUUACUCUCCGCUUCUUUUUUUAAUACAACAAGUCUCGCAAGUCUAAUGAAGUUAGAAAGGAAAUAUGUACAAGUAGCCAGCCUUUUAGUAGUACUGAUCUCUUAAAAAGCCAAAGAAUAUUUUAUGCUGCAAAAUAUCCCCUUGAAAUGUUGCCUGUUAAGAAGAGACAAAAAGCAACUGACUGCGACGAGAAACGCGGCAUUUCUGGAAAAAGAUAAAACUUUUAACUUUGUUACCAUGCAACUAGCACUGGCAGGUGAUUGCAAAAGGGGCGCACUAGACUUCAUUAAUUUAAGUCUCAUUCUUUCCACCCUGAUGCCAUAAUCCGUCCGCGAUCAUGAUGCCGGAACUCAUCGUCCCAAAUUGGCCAUCCUUUUAGAUAACCAAGCUUUUACGCCUCAGCUAUACCUGUUGAUAUAUAUUUUAGUUUUUCUGUUAAAGUUGACAUUUUUGUUCUGAUUUUUGACAACUCUGCACCGCCAAGUACUUUUAAAACAAUAAACAAGUUUAACAAUGGCAGCAGAAUAACUAAUUAGAGAAUUUCAAUUAAUUUCAUUUUCUUUUCAUUUUGACUUUUGCUAGGAUCAUGGAUAGAAAAUAAGUUUACAAAAAGUUACCCUAAAAGUGCUAAAAAUUGAUCUUAAAGACGUUCUAUCGUUAAGUCUUUAAAUUUCAGUCUUCUUUUUUCGCUCAAAGUUAGCUUCACUUCUCUAAAAUUUACAAGAAAAAUACCGGUUUCGUUUUUAGUGAUAUCUCCGUUUUAUUUUUCGUAAUCCCCUUAUCCUUUGUCGCCUUAUAUUUUAAUUAUUUGUUUUUUUGCGAACGAAAGUAACUUAGGAAACGUUUGCCAAAGAAUGUGGAAUUCAGCGGAGAAUAAUCUGAAAAUUGGUAAGGAUAUCGUCAUCUAUGCAGGAAUUAAACCACAUCCCCUGAUUACACUGACAAGGCUAGGGAAAGCAAAGAUGAAAAGAGACAUUUUCGUGAAAUUUAAAGGUGACUUUUUCUUUUUUGAUUUGUUCUCAGUUUAAUUCUAUUAAUAUCUUAAAUAAUUGAAAACAAGCUUGUCUGUCAUGGUCUUAAAGUGUGGGGAGCUUAAGUCUUGGGAUCGAUCGCCGGGAGAAAUCGUUAUUUAUCCCCAGUGUGAUCCAUGUGAUCAUUACAAACUACCUGUAAUGUUUCACAAACAACGUUAUUUUCCCCUAAAUAAGGUAUUGAAGGGCAGACACCGUUGAAACGCACCGUUACCCUUACCCGAUGUUCAAGACGCACAUCUCCUCGAGAGCGCGAAGUGCGAUCGGCUUUUUCUGCCACAUAUUCCCCGGGGGUACCCUUCCUUGCUUGGCUUAAACGGGUAUAUGCCGCUGAACAGCGUCAGGUAUACAAUUUCACUAUUUAGCGUCUUGGACAAGGUGUAUUUUUUCGACCAGUCAAAGCCGUUAAAAGUUCUUCAAGAAGAGUAUUUUGUUUGUUUGUUUGCAAUUUUGGUUUUUUUUUACAAGAUUGUGGUAUUUUGUUUUUUUUUUUUUUCAAAAAACGGAAUUCCGUAAUAUUAGUUUGAGAAAUUGCUAGGUCUGUGUGCGAAACAAAACGAAUCAGGCUCAUAAAAAAGGUCUUUUGACUGAAAACAGGGUCAGGUUUUGCGAACGCCUCGGCGGCACACUUCUUCCAAUAUUUCCUUGAGUGCCCCCCCCGGGUCAUAUUCUCACCAGAGCAAUUAGAAAUAUUUCUCUAUCUCUCUUAAAGCCUUGUUAGAUAAUUACGAGGCAGACGAAAAUCGACCAGAAAAGACUAAUGCUACAGAACUGCUGGAAGAGGAUGCUUUGAUCGACGCCAUGGUUGUCAGUGGAGGGCCAAUGGAUAUUGCCUUUCAGUAUCUCAAAGAACAAGGCAGUAUUUCAUUCAAUGUAAAUACCACAUUUGACUUUCUUUACCCCAUCUCCUACCCCUAAAUACGCCUGAUGAUCCUUAAUGCUUAAACUAAAGGGAAUAUGCCGUAUUUAGAAAGAAUUCCUCACUUGUGAUGAGUGAACCUUUUGAAUAUUCCCUCCCUUGUUGACUCUCGAAUCAUCCGCAGAGGUUUUCAAAAAAUCAUUUUUUUAUUUAUUUACAUUUGUUUUAUUUGUUUGUUUAGUCACUCACAUUACUCAACAUUAAACACAUUUAACAAAAUUUGGUAAUCAGUAAAUUGUACACAAAUGAGACAAGGCAGUCUAACUUAAGCUACAGAACGACUAGGAAUUCGUUCGUUUGAUGAAAAUUUUAAAGAUAAAGUAUCGGGAGUGCGGUUUCAGAUGUCUGUAGUCUCCGAUGCCCAACUGCAGUGGGUUUGGCAAAAUCUCGACGUUGACAAGACUUCUAUCUGUUUGAUGUCAUGUUUUAGUGCCUUGACCAAUUCAAGCCUGUCUUAAAGAAGAUGUGGUUUGAAAAGUACGCUAAAAGACGAAAGGGUCCUCAUUUUUCUGGAUUUGAGCACACAUUUGUCGGUAAGGCUCUUCAUUUAUGGGCGUUCGUAGUUAUAAAUUCUCUUAAAUGUACGAUACCCAAAAUUUAUGCAAAAAUAUGCUGUGGAAUGGCAAAUCGAUAAUCAAAAAGAGCAAUAACACAACAGAAACAAUGAGAAAACUGAAACAGUUGAAAUAUGUAAUAAAUGUAGAAAUCAAAUAUUAAUUAUCUCUUCCAAGUCUUUCCUAUAGCAUAUCAAACUUUGCCUAUCGUUGGCACACAAUAGAGCUAAAGUUUCUUGGAUAUUUUUGUGUUUCAAGAAGCGGCGUUUGACCUCUAAUCGGAUCGGUAAAUUUUCGGUGUGACAUUUUCUCACUUAGUAGUGGUCUGGUGCUUUAACUUUGUAGUUUCACGUUAGAUUCAUUCGUAACACUAAGCUGUUUCCACUCUUAGCCGCAAAAAACGGGAGAAUUGAUAUCGGAUGAAUUUGUCCUAGCAAUAAUUCAUAUUUUGCGUAAGCUUACCACGUUACAAUCUUGUCUUCAUGAUUAGGAGAAGUGGUUUAUGACUGGAAAACCAAACGGAGAAUUACGACGGGAUUUCACAACUGGAUCCAGUUCCUUUCUGAGAAGCAAACAGGGAGGCUAACCUAUUCUCCUCCACCCCUGGGAAGAUCUGUUAACACUGAGGUACAUGUUAAACCCUCCUGUUUAAACUCAAGGCGUACGAUGCCGUUUUUAGGUUCCUUGUGAAACUGACUCGAUGUUGCGUCGAAUUGCACCUGCAUCUGAAUGCUAAUGCUUCUUUUAUAUUGGCUGUCACAAAGUUCGGCAUCGGGGGGGGGGGGGGGGGCAAGUAAGGCACUCCCUAUAAUGACCUAUAUGGGGUAACUCUAUUAGGCUUCAGUUAUAUGAAAGGGUUGGGAUUUCAAUCCGGGGUGUAAAAAGGUUCAAAGGGCUGACAAGGUCAACAGAUGCAUUUCAUGCCUAUGAAAAAGUCGAGAAAAAGUUCUGGUUUUGUGAUUUAUUCGUAUUUAUUUACAGCAGUUAAAAGGGAUGCAAAGUUCUAAACUAGGUAUGAGAAAGGGAACCAUUCGUCAAUAGAAGGUAUACUAAAGCGGUACCUUUUGUCAAAAAUGGUAUAUAAAAGGGAAUAAGGGGUUUUACCUCGGGGCGGAGCCUCCCCAUGUAACCCUUUGUUGAGUAUCCGCCCCGGGAAAGGAAACUCGGUCAAUAAUAGUCUCCGAAAACAGUCCCAUGUUGCAGUUCGACACAACUCCGAUCCAGUCUCUCGCGAGCGUAAUUUUCAGUAACUCUCAAAUGACCAGCAAUAGCGAGUUGGUUUUAUAGUGGUUCAUGAACACUUGCGAACAAAAUAAAACUCCACAAACAUCAGGAAGGUCAUUAAAAGAUGUCAUACAGUGGAACCUCUAUAUAACGAAGUCAUCGGUACAGCGAACGAUUUCUUUACCCCAGUCAAUGGUAAAAUAUAUGGAAAAGAACCUCGAUAUAACGAAACCUUGUUAUAACGAACACAUUUUGCCAGUCCCUUGGCCCUUCAUUAUAUCGAGGUUCCACAGUACUUUCCGCAAGCCCAUAUUUUAUUGCCGGAAUUCUGCGCUUCCAUUGGAAUAAACAGAUUAAAUAAAUAACUUUUCUGUGGUUGAACAUUUCAUGAUUCUUCAAAAGUAUUAUGGUUAUCUUAGUUUUUUUUCUAAUUUCAAUGUUAAGCAGGUUGGUUUUAUGACUAGUUACCGAUAGCCAGGGUUGAAAUUCAUUUUUGGAUUCAAUUUGUUUAUCUUAGCCAGCGUUGGUCAGAGCCAGAUUUCAGUGGGGAGGGGCCAGUAAACCUCCAGGAAGCAGCUUUUUUAUUGGUACAAGCCCAGCCUUUGAAAUGGCCUUGUACACUGCGUGUUUUUUCCAGUCAUCUACCUGCACAUGUCAAAUCAAUGGAAAACCACUGACCAUAACGUCCGUUAACUUCAACAAAAAAGGAUUUGUACUAACGGCGUUUCCAAGGUUUUGA